AUGAAUUCUAAUAGAUAUCCAUCACCCAUGCAAGAUCGAAAUACUUUAUCAGCAUCAUCUACAACUGAAAUAUAUGCUCAACACCCACAAAGAAAAGAAAAUUUAACCACAAAAGUUCGUCAAACAAUAAAUGCACGUGAUAAACGUAUACGAAGUCAUGAUGGUAGAAAAUUAUCCACGCCUGAUAUGACGACUUUAACUCCACAAAGUCAAGAACUUAUUUUACAUGCAUUUGAAACAAUUAGAAAUGAAGAUAGUAUAAAUUUGAUGACCACAUUAGAUGAAAGUCGAGAUAUGUUAAGAAAUUCAUAUGAUGAAUUUCAACGUGAACAAGAUAAAUAUAAAAAACAACUUGAAGAAAUUACAAGAAACAAAGAGUUAGCAAUGCAAAGACGAAAAGAAAAUGCAAUACCAAUUUCACUUUUCUUACGACAAAAACAUGAUAUUCGUGGUCUUGCUGAUCUUCGUCCAAAUUCAGGUAUGAAUGCAACAUAUCAAGCAUAUUUUGAAGCACUUCUUACACCAAAUCAAAAUCAACAACAACAUCCAUCAGAUAAAGCUGCUGUUAUUAAAUAUAUUCGUCGACGUGAAAGACAAAGACGUGCAGAAGAAAAUCGGAAAACAUGUGCAUUAUCUGCUGAUGUUUUUGAAAAACAAACAUCAGAUAUAAUAGAAAAAAUGAGUGGUAUGGACGUUAAAUUAGAAAAUGAAAGAGAAAGACAAAAUAAUUUAUUACGUACAAAAAUGAAUGAAAAAAUAACUAAAACUCAAAAUAUAAUUGAAGUUGGUCAAAUAAUUGAUCAAGCUCAUGAAGCAAAUUUAGCUCGGGAACGUGUUGAACAAAAACAUCGAGAAAAAAUGGAAGCACGGCUAUCAGCAGCACGAAAUCAACAAAGUCAAACACCAACAAAUAUGAUUCAUGUUCAAAGUCAUUUAAAUGAUGAUGAUGAUGACAACAAUAGAAAUUUUGAAUUAAAUGAUGAACAAAGAGCAGCAACAAAAAAUUCUAUUCAAUUAUUAAAUAAUAAUAAUGAUGGUUAUAAAGCUGUGCGUUCAAUAACACCUGUUUAUGGUAAUGAAGAUUCAAAUGAAAAAAUUGCAAAUAUUUAUAUAUAA
Molecule: messenger RNA, 1116 nt
Organism: Rotaria sordida
Lineage: Eukaryota; Metazoa; Rotifera; Eurotatoria; Philodinida; Philodinidae
Source: the annotation of a GenBank genome assembly